UAGCCAGAUCCUGCCUCUAUACAAAAACAUUUUUUUAAAGGGCUAGGGUUGUAACAGGCAGUUAGAGCAGUUGCCUUACAUGCGCAAGGCCCUGGGUUCAAUUCCCAGUACUGAAAACAACAACAAAAUAUUAAAAAAAAAAAAAAAAAAAACAACAGAAAACACCACUCUCUCUGGAGAGGGAGACCAGCAAAACAAGACAGGCUGGCAGAACGUGUGGAGCAUUAGUUGAUGGUGAGUGGUGUGGAGGAGAUGAAGCAGUGGGGAUGUGGGCCACAGUGGUCACCAAGAGCCAGUUUGAGAAGACAAAGUGGACCAGACAGGAAGGAGGUGAGAGAAGGAGUCAGAGCACUUUGGGCAAGGCAGCAGCCCUGAGCAUGGCUGGAGCGGACACACUGGUGUCUGUGGGGGCCUGCGGGGGAGGUGGAGGUCAUCCUAAGGUCUCAGUUGUGCUCUGAGUAGAGUCACUGUAGGGUUUUGAUUAGAAGAAGGUCAUGGUUUGACUCUUGUCCUAUCUUUAAAUGGGAAUAGUAAUGUUUAUGAGUUUGUUGUGAAGUUGAGACAAGUCACAUGAGUCAACAAACAGUAGAGUUAACAAAUGUCAGUGGCUUACCAUGGAUUGGGUCCACCCAAGAGAUUGAGAUUAGGUGGCAGGGAGGUGGGUGAAGCAGAUCAUGUCUCCAGUAUACAAUGGAAUGGGGGCUCCACCGUUGUCUCCGGGUAAAAUACUGAAGGCAUAUGUAGGGAGUCACACCUGCUGUGUGAUGUUGGGAGAAUAAUUUACCUCUUGGUUACUUUCUUAGUUACUUCCUUUGUAUUUCAUAGUCAAUAUGUGUAACCAUCUGGGCAUGGAGAUGCACACCUGUAAUCCCAGCAACCCUGGAUGAUGAGGCAGUAGGUCCCAAAUUCUGGGCCAGCCUGGGCAACUUAGACUCUGUCUCAAAAUUUAAAAGUAGAAGUGGUGGGGGAGGCUGGGGAUGCAGCUCGUUGGUAGAGUGCCCCGGGUUCAUUUCCCAGUACCAGAAGGAAAAAAACACCAGAUUAAUUUAACUUGUCUCAUAGGGUGUUUGGGAGGAGGGUUUAGAAGAGUGCUUGGCUGGUGGGAGGCUCUUACCCAGGGCUCCGUGCCUCUGUGCAUCACUGUUAGAUAACAACAGGCUGGAAUUUCAUCAUGAGCUGCUGUGUUGCAGCUGAAUAACUCACAGGUCCUGACAUCAGAAACAACUAGAAUCAAGAACCUGGUUUCCCUCUUACUGGCUAUGUGACCUUGGGGGAAUAACUCAGCUCCUCAGUUCCCCACUUAGCAGAUGGGACCAAGAAUGGCUCCAGACUGUUGUGAGGCACUAAGGACAUGGUACACAUCAAACUGGGCCAGUGUAGAUGUGAGCGGUCACAGCUUUCACUGGGGGACCUCUCUCCCCAGUAUGCCUCUCUGCAUAAAGCCCUUCUGUGACACAUUUCCCCUCAGAGAGACAAUGUGAAGCUCACUGAGUCCUCAGAAAGAGGAAGUAUCUUAUUUCCCACUGGAAGUCAUCUUGAGACUGACCGUUCUCUCCCCACUAAUGCCCCCCCCCACACACCUGCCCACCUUGCCCUCUGUGCCACAGCACUGUUCCCAAAGCCUGCUGUCUGCUCCCUGGGGAGCAGUCAGCUUGGCCUGCACCUGCUCGCUCCACAGAGCUUCAUCAGCUCGGGUGCUCGCGGCGGUCCUGUCCCUCUGGGCACUGCUUUGGCUGCAUUUCUUCAGCUUUGGUGUGUUGUGGUUUUGUUUUCAUUCACUGCAAAAAGCAUUUUCAAAUUUCCCUUGUGAUUUCUUCACGGACCCUUUGGAGAUUUAGGAAGGGGUUUAAUUUCUACACAUCGGCAAGUAUUUGUCAGGUGCCGACCCAGUGUCCAUGAGUGCUGUGCUGGGUCCUGGGGUCACAUUAGGGAACAAGGAAGGCCAGACAGUAAACACACAGCGAGGAGGACAUCACCAGCCAGUGGCAGUGACUGGGAUGUAGAGAAGAGUGGGAUGGUGGCCUGGGAAUGCCACCAGAAGGAGGAUCUGAGGAAGAACAUUCCAGGCAGAAGGAAAGAUCCAUGUUGAUUUUUUUUUUUUCCAAGAUAGUAGCCAACACCCCCUCCUACCAGGUUCCUUGUGCAGACCUCCCUCCUACCCAGAAGGAUGUGGAAUAAGAGGGAAUAAGACUCCUGCCUCCACUCCCAGGACACAGCUUCUAGCUGCUCAGGCCAGUUGCUCCCUUAUAGACUGUUGCUCUAUGACCUUGAGCAAGUCACUUGGCCCCUCUGUGCCUCUAUUUUCUCACCUUUUCAAUGGAGAGAACAAAUAUCCCAUCUCAGUUUUGGUGGGAUUCAGUGAGUUAACAGGAUAAUGUGCUCAGAAAGGUGGGCAGCCUGUGGAAAUGCCAGCCAGCCACAGCUGUUAGUAACAGGUAAUGUCCACCUUCCCACCACCCCAGGUUGCUCCCCUAAGCCCAGCAUUCCUGCACUGAGUGUUUUCUCCUAACCCCUGGGGCCCGACCUAGGUUCUGGAGAGAGAUUAAAUGGAGAAAGUAUGAAGGGCAUGGGAUGUCAAGCCUUGUCCAAGGACAAGGACACUCAGCUGGAGAUAAAAAUAUCGAACUCCGGUGGACAGGGGGUGGAGGAGGCACUCACCUUUUACCUGUGGGAGGAGAGAACCUGCCAUGCUGACGGAGGAUGGGGGUCUGUGUCUUGGGAGGCCCCUGGGUUCCUAAAGUGGGCUGGACACUGAGCCAGGCCCCAAGGGUAGGGAUGAUGGGCAUGUAGCAGACCCCAUGGGCACCUCUCUUAUUGGCUCAAAGGCUGGCUGGGUCCUGAGAACUCAGAGCAACUGCAGGAGACAGUGCUGGGGCGAUUGUUCAGACAGGACAGCUGCAGUCUGGGGUGUUAAGUACUCCUAGGCAGGUGCUGGGAGUGCUUGCUUGAGCUCCCCCAGGUGUGUGAUGUCAUCAUGGCUGUGUGCAAAGCUCAGGGGACAGAUGUGUUCCAUUAUGUGCUGUGCCGGCCUCUUCAGUCCCCCUGCAGUUCAGGACUUCCAGCCCUGUUUUAAACAUGGAGAAACUGUGGACCCCAGCAGAUGGCAUUAGACCCCCAUGUCUUCCCAGUCGCAGGGCCUGUGAGUUGCUGUCUGGAUCAGGCUGUCCUCCAGAAACACCAGCACCCUUGCAAGCAGACACUUCUUCCCACCUUGAAUUCCGGGAGAGCCCCUUCCCCAGGACCGGCUCUUCCUGUUCUCUUGCCUUCUGACUUCCCUUUUCUACUCCUAGAAGCAGUAGCAGUAACGACACGUGGUGAUACUUUCCAUUCAUGCCAGCAGCACUUUACCUCGAGAGCUUCCACGUGCCAACACUGCGUCCUCGUAACAGCCCUGUGGCCUAGGGAUAUGCUCUUCUUCCCCCUUUGGAGAUGAGGUGGUCGCUUAGUUAGAAAGUGGCAGGGCUUAGAGUUGAACCUGGCAUUCUCGCUCUGGAGCCCACUCUCCGAAUCACUCUGACAGAGCUGCUGUUACCCUCAUUUUACAGAGGCAAGCAAGUCCUGAGGGGACUGAGAACAGAAAGUGGAACCCGAGGUGACAGAGAGUCUUAGAACUGAGAUCAGAGGCUCCCCCAGUGCCAGGGGAGCUAGACUGAGAAGGAGAGAAUGGACUUGCAGGUGGUGAGGGGGAGGAUCUGGAGAUGGACUGGGAGGGUCUCCCUUCUCCCCAUCUGCCAGAAAUGGAGGCAAACCCGGCAGGCAGCAGCGCCGGGGGUGGUGGGAGCAGCGGCAUCGGGGGCGAGGACGGGGUUCAUUUCCAGAGCUACCCGUUUGACUUCUUGGAAUUCCUCAACCACCAGCGCUUCGAGCCCAUGGAACUGUAUGGGGAGCAUGCCAAGGCAGUGGCAGCCCUGCCCUGUGCCCCCGGGCCCCUACCUCAGCCUCCGCCCCAGCCCCCACCUCCCCAAUAUGACUACCCACCCCAAUCUACUUUCAAACCCAAGGCGGAGGCUCCUUCCUCCUCCUCCUCCUCCUCCUCCUCCUCCUCUUCAUCCUCCUCCUCGUCGUCCUCCUCCUCAUCGUUGUCCUCUUCCCAAGCCAAGAAGCCAGAUCCGCCCCUGCCACCCGCUUUUGGGGCCCCUCCGCCUCCGCUCUUUGACGCUGCCUUCCCUGCCCCACAGUGGGGUAUCGUCGACCUCUCGGGACACCAGCACCUGUUUGGAAACCUGAAACGAGGAGGGCCGGCUUCUGGGCCGGGGGUAGCACCUGGGCUGGGUGCUCCAACAGGUGCACCAGGGCCACUUCCAGCCCCCUCGCAGAACCCACCAGGACCCGCCGCAGGGGCGGCCUGCGACCCAACCAAGGAUGACAAGGGCUACUUCCGGAGGCUGAAAUACCUGAUGGAGAGGCGCUUCCCCUGCGGUGUGUGCCAGAAGUCCUUCAAGCAGUCCUCGCACCUGGUGCAGCACAUGCUAGUCCACUCCGGGGAGAGGCCUUACGAAUGCGGCGUCUGUGGCCGCACCUACAACCAUGUCUCCAGCCUCAUACGCCACCGCCGCUGUCACAAGGAUGUGCCACCAGCUGCCGGGGGUCCACCACAGCCCGGACCCCCACUCCCUCAACUGGGUCUCCCAGUCCCCACAGCCAGUGCGGCCGCUGCUGUCCCCACCACGGUUUCCUCUGGCCCCCCAGCCACACCUUCCGCGCCUGCCACCUCUGGGGAUGCCAACACCGCCCCCACUGCCCCUGCAGGCGUUGGCGUGCCCCCUCCGUCCACUGCAGGUGGUGAGGGCCCAUUUGCCUGCCCACUCUGCUGGAAGGUGUUCAAGAAGCCCAGCCACCUUCACCAGCACCAGAUCAUCCACACAGGCGAGAAGCCCUUCUCCUGCUCCGUGUGCAGCAAGAGCUUCAACCGGAGGGAGAGCCUCAAGCGGCACGUGAAGACACACUCCGCAGACCUCCUGCGCCUCCCCUGCGGCAUUUGCGGCAAGGCCUUCCGGGAUGCCUCCUACCUCCUCAAGCACCAGGCGGCCCACGCGGGGGCGGGGAGCCCUCGGCCGGUGUACCCUUGCGACCUGUGUGGCAAGUCCUACUCAGCGCCGCAGAGCCUACUUCGGCACAAGGCUGCCCAUGCCCAGCCUGCGGCUUCGGAGGCAUCCAAGGACGGCGCUGCCUCUGUCCCGCAACCCCCACCCACCUUUCCCCCUGGCCCCUACCUCCUGCCUCCGGACCCACCCACCACAGACAGCGAAAAGGCCGCAGCGGCUGCAGCGGCCGUGGUCUAUGGCGCCGUGCCAGUCCCACUCCUGGGUGCCCAUCCGCUGUUGCUUGGUGGGGCAGGGACCAGCGGGGCUGGAAGCUCUGGCGCCGGUGUCCCAGGAAAGACUUUCUGCUGCGGCAUCUGCGGGCGUGGCUUUGGGCGCCGGGAGACCCUGAAGCGCCAUGAGCGCAUUCACACUGGAGAGAAGCCCCACCAGUGCCCCGUGUGCGGGAAGAGGUUCCGCGAGUCCUUCCACCUGAGCAAGCAUCACGUGGUGCACACCCGCGAGCGGCCCUACAAGUGCGAGCUCUGCGGCAAAGUCUUUGGCUACCCACAGAGCCUUACCCGUCACCGCCAGGUUCACCGGCUGCAGCUGCCCUGUGCCCUGGCCGGGGCCACUGGCCUCCCCACCACCCAGGGUGCGACAGGAGCCUGUGGGCCUGGGGCUUCCGCCGCGUCUGGGGGGCCCACGGAUGGGCUAAGCUACGCCUGCUCAGACUGCGGAGAACACUUCCCAGAUCUCUUCCACGUCAUGAGCCACAAGGAAGCCCACAUGUCUGAGAAGCCUUACGGCUGCGAUGCCUGCGGCAAGACCUUUGGCUUCAUCGAGAACCUYAUGUGGCACAAGCUGGUCCACCAGGCUGCCCCAGAACGCCUGCUGGCACCCACGCCGGGUGGCUCCCAACCCCCUGAUGGCUCCAGCGCCACUGAUGCGGCCAGCGUGCUGGACAACGGGCUGGCAGGAGAAGUAGGGGCGGCUGUAGCAGCGCUAGCAGGAGUGUCUGGGGGCGAGGACGCCGGUGGGGCUGCAGUAGCCGGGGCCGGUGGAGGUGCCAGUUCGGGUCCUGAACGCUUUAGCUGUGCCACAUGCGGCCAGAGCUUCAAGCAUUUCCUGGGCCUAGUGACUCAUAAGUACGUGCACCUGGUGCGGCGGACCCUGGGCUGUGGCCUCUGUGGCCAGAGCUUCGCGGGCGCCUAUGACUUGCUCCUGCACCGCCGCAGCCAUCGGCAGAAGCGGGGUUUCCGCUGUCCGGUGUGUGGGAAGCGCUUCUGGGAGGCAGCUUUGCUGAUGCGCCACCAGCGAUGCCACACAGAGCAGCGGCCCUAUCGCUGUGGUGUGUGUGGCAGAGGUUUUCUGCGCUCAUGGUACCUGCGGCAGCAUCGCGUGGUGCACACUGGUGAGCGGGCUUUCAAAUGUGGCGUGUGCGCCAAACGCUUUGCACAAUCGUCUAGUCUGGCAGAGCAUCGGCGGCUGCAUGCAGUGGCUCGGCCCCAGCGCUGCGGUGCCUGUGGCAAGACCUUCCGCUACCGCUCCAACCUGCUGGAGCACCAGCGGCUACACUUGGGCGAGCGCGCCUACCGCUGUGAGCACUGCGGCAAGGGCUUCUUUUACUUGAGCUCUGUGCUGCGCCACCAGCGCGCCCAUGAGCCCCCGCGGCCCGAGCUACGCUGUCCCGCUUGCCUCAAGGCCUUCAAGGAUCCCGGCUACUUCCGUAAGCACUUGGCGGCCCACCAGGGUGGCAGGCCCUUUCGCUGCUCCUCCUGUGGGGAGGGCUUCGCCAACACCUAUGGCCUGAAGAAACACCGUCUGGUGCACAAGGCCGAGGGCCUGGGGGGCCCUGGAGCAGGGGCAGGAGCCCUGGGGAAGGAUGCCUGACUCCAGAGUUUUAUCUGCCGCUCCAAUCAGAUGUCCCUUCUUGACUCCUCCCUCCUAGGGCUGCUGAUCAGACUCUUCCCCCUCCUUGCUGUCACCUGUCCUUCUGAACUUCAGAUGUUUGAGUCUCCUUCAGGGCACAUGCCCUACAAAUCAAGACUAAAUCACUCCCAUCCUGGAUCUCUGGACCUCCCCUCGUUCUGUCAGACACUGAACUGAACCCUCUGUCCAACCUCUUUUGUAACCCUCACUAGCCACCCCCAGCAGCAUUCUGCCCUGGGAGCUCUUUGGUGGAGAUUAAUCUGAACUGCCUCCCCGUUGGAAUCUGGCUGGAUAGCAGAUAUGAGCUGAGUUGGGAGGGCACAAGGGGGGUCUGGG
Urocitellus parryii (Arctic ground squirrel) is the source of this 7289-nucleotide messenger RNA. The record is from RefSeq and is a predicted model, not a curated record. NCBI's taxonomy places the organism in Eukaryota, Metazoa, Chordata, Mammalia, Rodentia, Sciuridae.